AUGGAAUACACGGUCUAUUUAAGUCCAUUUUCUUCGCAGCGACUUCGACGACCCAUGAUUAAAGGCAUGCGGGGAAAUAUUGAUUCGGGACAAGUCACCCUUGGAGGCCAUUAUCGAAAUAAGAUUCGAAUUCCCUUAUGGGUUUUUGAGAUUUUCGGUAGAGUAAAAAUAGUAAAGCAGAAAAAGACCAAAGACAAAGCCGUUGUUAUCGUAUUCGUUUUGUAUCGUACUAUCGUUGUGUUGAUAAUGUCCACGGGUCAAAUACCGGUAGUCUGA
This is a messenger RNA of Sclerotinia sclerotiorum 1980 UF-70, 276 nucleotides long. RefSeq lists its product with no specific name. Lineage: Eukaryota; Fungi; Ascomycota; Leotiomycetes; Helotiales; Sclerotiniaceae. Bases 1 to 276 code for a protein of 91 amino acids. The record is from RefSeq and is a predicted model, not a curated record. The transcript has 3 exons.